Molecule: messenger RNA, 1339 nt
Organism: Tricharina praecox
Lineage: Eukaryota; Fungi; Ascomycota; Pezizomycetes; Pezizales; Pyronemataceae
Exons: 1
Coding region: 20-1048 (342 amino acids)
Source: RefSeq, a predicted model, not a curated record
GUGCUAUGAUAUUGAUUGAAUGCAGUAUUCAGAAAUGAUGGAAAGCUCAGAGCUCUUCCUCCGUCAAAAACGCCGGCGGAUCCCAAGCGGACACCCUACCUCAGAGCUCUCCGUGCUGUCAGUGACGCUACUGAUCACAUCGGUGCUGUCAGCGAAGUUACCGGUCACAUCUGUCUGCUCCGUUUGCCCCGUCUGCUUCAUCUGCUCCAUCUGCUCCAUCUGCUUCGUCUGCUUCAUCUGCUCCGGCUGCUCCUCCGAAUCUUCCACCACCACGGGCCCGCUCACCUCCUGCCACACCCACAGCCCUGAAACCUCCCCCAGUAGCACGCCAAGGAAAAUCAGUUCCUCCCAUCGAAGGUGUGCGAGCAGUUCCCCCACAACCCGCAGCACAGCCCACAGUGGCUUCAGCAGCGGCGCCCCAUUAACCAAUAUCAACAAGAUUUGUAUUCCCCAAAACACAAGGCCCUCAUCACUGCUAUUCAGAAUUCUCUCGACGACUCGCGAAAUCCUCCUCCAUGUGCGCUUGAGGGGGUCUUCAUCACUGCCAUGCAGAAUUCGGUCAACGAACCACGAAACCUUCCUCCAUGCGCGCAGGAGGAGACACUUGAUCGCCUCUAAGGAGCGUCGGCGGGUGAAGCAGCGGGUGCCGGUUACAUAUCUCCACGCGAGGAUGGUGCGGUACUUCCAAAACUGGAGGGGACAAAAUGGAUCCUCCCGGCUGCGGCGGCGACGGCGGUUGCGCGGGCGGUUUGAAUCUUUGGGUCUCGAGCGAGUUCUUUCUCUAGAUGCACGGGCUUCUCGGAUCUUCGUGUGGAGGUAUUGGAGGAGGCUCAUCAGUGUCUACCCCCAACAGCGUAAUUACAGGCAGAAAGGUGGUGUGGUUGUGAAUCGGAACUCUUCGUCUCCAUGUGCUGUGAAUACGGUGUGGAGGGACGGAAGUGAUGCGGCCCAUACUGAUCGAUAUAAGGUAUCGUACCCCCUAGGUCAUCUUGAAGCUGGAGCUUCAUUCAAUCCCUCGGGAAUGUUCCAUAUCCGUCCGGCGCUGUAAAGAUUCCUUCGUGGGGCUUGGGGAAGAUCCUCGACUUGUAUUUCCGUGGUCCGAGACACCCUCAGGUAGAACCUUUGCGUUGUGGCCAAGUUGGGAUACCAUUCUGGGACCGACUGCGUGCACAUGAGCUGCAACUGUUGUAGUUAAGAGAAUGGAGGAGUUGUUUGUAAGAUUUCGUAACGAGUCGAUAAACCCGAACAUCGUGAGAUAGUUAUGGAGGGAAAGAGAAAGUGCAAUUCCCCAUGAUGUGCUUAACCGGCGGCUACCAGCGGGCGCGUUCUAGGCGGUUCC